Rosa chinensis is the source of this 2204-nucleotide messenger RNA. RefSeq lists its product as uncharacterized. NCBI's taxonomy places the organism in Eukaryota, Viridiplantae, Streptophyta, Magnoliopsida, Rosales, Rosaceae. The record is from RefSeq and is a predicted model, not a curated record. The transcript is spliced from 4 exons. Gene Ontology annotation, molecular function: protein dimerization activity. Bases 184 to 2175 code for a protein of 663 amino acids.
AUCUGGAAUUCAUAUCUCGACCGUCUUCCUCACUUCCUCUCAAAACCUAGAACUCCAAAGCACAUCGCCGUCUCUCCGAAGCACAUCGCUGGCUCAGUCUCUCCUCGACGAUCGACGGUCGCUAUUUCUCUUUCUCUCUCCACUGCUCCAAUCUGCACCCUCUCUCUCAUCGUAACCCGGGAAAUGACCGCAUCUUCCGAAGCAUCUAAUCCAAUGUCUGAAAUGGAGAAAUCAUUGAAGCGUUUUUCAAAUGAUGUUCCACAUAAUGUUGAAGAAGAUGAAGAUGUUGAAGGACCAAGAAAAAGGACGCACUUUCUUAGGCCUAUGGAUAAGUUUGCUUCUACAAUCACUCCCGAUUCUUCGAUAGAUGGAAGCAAGAAGAUGAGACAACAAAACAUCAAUGAUGGCAUUUGGAAGGAAAGAACACAUGGUGUGCAUCAAAAUUUGGCUCGGUGGGUGUAUGAAACCGGCAUUCCUUUUCAUACCAUCGACAAUGAUUGCUUCAAAAAAUUUGUAGAAGCGGUUGGUCAAUUUGGACCAGGUUACCGACCUCCAAGCCAAUACCAAUUAAGGGAGCCAUUGUUGAAGGAAGAGAUUGAGAGGACUAGACAAUCACUCAAGAAGCAAGAAGAAGAGUGGGCUUUGAAUGGUUGCUCAAUUAUGAUCGAUGUUUGGACCGACCGAAAGAGAAGUAUAAUGAAUUUAUGUGUCAAUUGCAAGAAAGGCACAACUUUUCUUUCUUCUAAGGAAGACUCGGCGGAAGCACACACCGGGUUGUAUAUCUAUGAAUAUGUUGACAAGUACAUUAAAAAAGUUGGGCCACAAAAUGUAGUUCAAGUAGUGACGGACAAUGCUUCUAACAAUAUGGCGGGGGAUUUGUUGAAGUUGAAGAGACCAAACAUAUUUUGGACUUCAUGUGCCACUCACACAUUGAACCUAAUGUUUCAAGGAAUUGGUAACCAACCUAGAUUCAAGAGAGUGAUUGAGAAGGCAAAGGCCUUCACUAUCUUCAUUUAUGCACAUCACAAGACAUUGGCGUUGAUGAGGAAGUUCACAAAGAAAAGAGACAUAGUGAGACCGGGAGUCACUAGAUUUGCAACUUCUUUCCUAAGUUUGCAAAGCUUGGUGGAGAAAAAAUGGGAGUUAAGGGCUAUGGUUGUUAGUGAUGAAUGGGAUGAUUGUAAACAUUCCAUGAGUAUGAAGGGGAAAACAGCAUAUGCCACUAUAUUGAGUGCCUCUUUUUGGAAUGGGGUAACACUUUACUUGAAAGUAGUUGCUCCUUUAGUUAAGGUGUUUCGGCUUGUUUAUGGGGAUAAAAAGCCAUCAAUGGGCUUUGUAUAUGGAGAGCUACUUAAAGCAAAGGAAGAGAUUAAAGAGGCAUUCAAAAAUCAAGAGGUCAACUAUCGUCCAAUCCUUGAAAUUAUUGAUGAUAAAGCACGUGAUCGACUUGAUAGUCCAUUACAUUUGGUGGCUUACCUCUUGAACCCUUAUUACACCUACAAAGAUCAAAGCAUACAAAAUAAUGAAGUUGUCAUGGAUGCAUUCUUUACUUGUGUUGAGAAGUUCUUUCCCGAUAACAUUGAGACCCAAAGUGUUGUGACAAAUAUAGAGUUGGGGAAGUAUAUGAACAAAAAUGGUGGAUUUGGAAGAGUUUUGGCUAAGGUGGGAUGUGCUAACAAUGAUGACAAUUAUGAUCCGGUUGGAUGGUGGUCCAAUUAUGGAAAUGAUGUACCCAAAUUACAAAGAAUGGCUAUAAAGAUACUCUCAUUGACUACAAGUUCAUCUGGGUGUGAGAGAAAUUGGAGCACUUUUGAGGGGAUCCAUACAAAGAAAAUGAAUAGACUAGAUACAACAAGGUUGAGCAAUUUAAUCUAUGUUCAAUUCAAUGCCAAGAUCAUCAACAAAAAGAGAAGGGAGAAAGAGAGGAGAGUUGAUGUACUACUUGCUAAUGAAGCUAGUAUGGCUCAAGGAUGGAUUGUUGAUGGUGGUGAUGAAAAAGUUGAGUUGGGUGAAAUGGUUAGAGAGGCAUCAGGAGUGGAUAAUGUCUUAGAGCUUAGGAGAGGUUCUAGAAAUGUGGAAGUAAGAGAACUUUAUGAAGAAAAUUUUGUAUCGGAUGAGAACACGGAAGAGGAGGGAGAUGAGGAGGCUUAUAAGUUUGAGUCCGAUAUGGAGUGAGUCUUGGAAGGAUAUAGAGAAGAAGAGUU